Molecule: messenger RNA, 1508 nt
Organism: Ipomoea triloba (trilobed morning glory)
Lineage: Eukaryota; Viridiplantae; Streptophyta; Magnoliopsida; Solanales; Convolvulaceae
Product: broad specificity amino-acid racemase RacX
Exons: 2
Coding region: 345-1301 (318 amino acids)
Source: RefSeq, a predicted model, not a curated record
UAUUAUUAUUAUUAUUUUGGCUAUAGAACCUUCUUGAAUCAGUACAUACAGAUACUGGGUUUUCAGUAUUUUACUGAGUUACUGUGGUGGAUUUUCCUUGUUUCUAGUUUUUGCAGCAAAGUCUGCAGUUUUUUUAGGUGUACCCUCUGCUUCUACUGCCCCACAAUUGUGAAAUUUAGGGUUUAUACUUAGGAUUUGAGUUGAAAUUUGGGAUUCUUGAACGAACACCUCUGGUGUUGGCAUCUUCCAAGGAGCAUCUUGAAGGAGGUAACUGAAAUUGGAAUUGGUUUUCUUGUACAGAAAAGUUAAUCUGUGAGAUUUGGGAAUUAGGUUUAGUUGUGAGCAUGGCAAUGUCUUUCCAUUCACAUAUGGUGGGUUGCAAGAGGAGUGAGGUUAGAAGAAGGAGAUGGCAAGUUGUUGCCAUGUCUCCUUUUUCAAUUGUGCCCAAAACUGAACAAAGUGGUAGUAUAAACAACUCCAGCAAGAGUUUUCCCUCAGAUGCAGAUCGUAGUGGCGGUGAGGCUCUGCUCACUCAACAAAAUAAUGCUGUAGGGAUCAUUGGAGGAGUGUCUGUGGAUUCAACUCUGAAUUUUGUUAACAAGCUUGCGAAAUGCGAUGGGGAAAAUGGUUUCCCUUUUGUCCUCUGCUCUGAUCCACUGCUGAGCAAGGAGAUGUUGUCCUAUGAAAGGAGUUCACUCCCUUUCCUUACCGGUAGUAGGCAACCUAAGAGGGAUCACACCUCAAUCGUAGACAGUUUGAGGCGUAAAAGGAUGUUUCUUGAGAGGUCUGGAGCGCGGUGCAUUGUUAUGCCGUGUCACAUUGCACAUUCAUGGUACGAGGAUGUUGCAGCUGGAUCCUCGAUUUGUUUUCUGCAUAUGGGUGAGUGUGUAGCCAAGGAGCUCAAGGAAGCUAAACUCAGGCCUCUUGAAGCAGGAAGCCCUCUGCGCAUUGGCGUCCUCGCUACCAAUACUGAUCUCACUGCUGCUUUUUACCAGCAAAAGCUUCAAAGUGAGGGUUUUGAGGUUGUAGUACCAGAUAAGGCAACCAUAGAACACACAAUUAUCCCUGCAGUGGAAGCCCUAACCAGAAAGGACAUAGAAGGGGCACAGAACCUAUUCAGAAUCGCGUUACAGGUGCUCUUAGUGAGAGCUGUCAACACUGUGAUAAUCGCCUCAGAUGACAUGCGCCAAGUUUUGCCUCCGGAUGAUCCCCUGCUCAAGAAAUGCAUCGACCCACUGGAUGCAUUGGCACGCUCAACUGUUAAAUACGCACUGUCUGCUGAAAGAUGUAAAGAAGCCUAGUGUGCAGAGAUGAUAAUAGUUUUGGAGCAAUUGUGGAGUGGGUGUAAAGUAAUGCUGUUUAUUUAAAAUGUAAGAUAUUGAAACAAAGUGUUAAUAGCAUCAGUGAAGCCCAUAGAGCUAAAGUUGUGUCAGACAAAGUGAACACUUUGUUGAUUGUCAAGAAGCAAAAACUAUUUUCAUUUGUAUGAAUUCAUUCCCCUUCAAGUA